Molecule: messenger RNA, 690 nt
Organism: Stylonychia lemnae
Lineage: Eukaryota; Ciliophora; Spirotrichea; Sporadotrichida; Oxytrichidae
Source: the annotation of a GenBank genome assembly
AUGAUAAUUUUGCUAAUACUUUUGUCAACAGCUGCCUCUGCAGUAACAUCAUCUGCAAUUUCCAAUUUCAAAAACCAUUAUGAUGAUCCUGCGAUUUUAAGAAAUGAAACAUGGCCUAAGAUAAAUUUUCCCUAUGAAAGCGAUACAACUGAUAGAGUUUAUCUCUGGGAUGAAUCCUCAAAGACUCUUAUUGAUUUGAAACUAUCUGGGUAAUCAAAGUUCAGUGCAUCAUUAAAUCAGCUAUUUAAAAGUGUUAGUACAGUAGAUACUCAAGGAAAUUUAAUUACUUCUUCAAUUAUUGUGACUAGCCUCAAUAGCAACAAAACCAUUAUGUACUUGGCUAAUCAAAAGGACUGCAUUUCAGAAGAUGUAAAAAUUGAAAUAACAGUCAAGGAGUUUAUUGACCGAGCCUUUGAUCCAUAAUAUUAUCCAACAUUCCAUUUUGCAGGUCAGCAUGCACCAGUUUGGGAUUAGGAAACUUUGUAUAAUGUCAUUAACGACGUCAAUUCACAAGGAAAAAUUCGAUCUUCUUUCUUCUACAGAAUAGAUACAGGAUCCUUAAGAUAUAAUGCUGUAUACAGUGACAAAACUCAAGUCUACGAUUUUGGAUAAGGAUAUGUCCAGACUAACUUUACCAUAAAAGACUUUUAGAUAAAAGAAUGCCCUUAAAACAGGUAAUUCUUUGAAUGA